This is a messenger RNA of Epinephelus lanceolatus (giant grouper), 1303 nucleotides long. RefSeq lists its product as uncharacterized. Gene Ontology annotation, cellular component: extracellular matrix. NCBI's taxonomy places the organism in Eukaryota, Metazoa, Chordata, Actinopteri, Perciformes, Serranidae. The record is from RefSeq and is a predicted model, not a curated record.
CCUUGCUCAGCGGCCUCCAGCCGGCUGUUGCCUCUGUUACCACCAGAUUUCUAUCUAGCAGAGACAGCAGGUGGUCACCUCGGAGAUGUGACGUCUUCAUCCCUCCUCCUCCUCCACCACCUGCGUUUCCUACAGUCAAACGGAAAGCAGAGCUGAUGGUUGAUAUAACCGAGCAAAUCACAGGAGCAAAAGGGGAAAAGGGCUGCAGAGGACCCAGAGGACCCAAGGGCCGACCUGGUGUGAUGGGUCCAGAGGCAGAACCUGGACCACCAGGAGUCAUGGGACCACCAGGUCAAAAGGGAGAGAAGGGGGACAGAGGCUGGAGGGGUCUGUACGGAGACAUAGGAACUCCUGGGAUGAUGAAGGGCAGUAAGGGACGUAAAGGCUUCAGGGGUCAUAAAGGUGUGAAAGGAAGAAGAGGACCAAGUGGAGAGAAGGGUGAGCACGGCGUCCCCGCAGCGCCAGGAGAGAAGGGCGACCCCGGCCUGAGGGGCGAUGCAGGGCAGAGAGGUGAACAAGGACCCAGAGGAGAGGCUGGAGGUCGAGGAGCUACAGGGUUUAAGGGACCUCGUGGACCUCCAGGGAGGGUGGGUCAUCCUGGUCCUGCAGGACUGCCUGGUCUGACCGGAGUGGCUGGACGUCCUGGACAAGUGUACAUCCUGCCAGGCCUGCAGGGAGACACAGGAGACCGAGGUCCUCCUGCUGAUUGUAACUGUUCACAGGUUCAAACCCCACAGAGGCAGCUGGACAGAGUCAGCACGAUCUUCAUCGCUGACGGAGAGAAACAGAUGAGGAGGCUGCGGGGGGAGAACAUGAUGGUGCUGCGGACAGACAGAGGAGCUCUGUACAUCUACGCUGACUCUCAGUGGAUCAACGUGCUGGACUCCAGACACUGACCCCGCUCCUUUAACACAGGCUGAAGUUACACCCUGAAGUCCAGCAGCUCAGACUGGGGUCAGACUGGGGUCAUACUGGGACGUCUCCAGGUGUGAAUGAAUGUGUGAUCAGGGUCAUGUUGAAUAAAGCUCAGCCUGUCGUCUGUACAGCUCCUCUCACGUUGUAAUCAUGUUUUUCAGUGAGUCUUAACUUUUCCUCUAACAUGAUUUAUACGUGCACGUUUUCUGAUCCAGCAUGCUGUAACAAUGCUUCAUUUGGAAACACUUAAGCUAACCUUAAAGGGACAGUUCACCCCAAAAUCAAACACACAUUCAUCCUCUCACCUGCUGUUCAUCAGUCUGGAUAGUUUUGGCGUGAGCUGCCGAGUGUUGGAGAUAUCAGCCAAACUACACCUGCCAACCGAAUC